AUGCACGCCUGCCUGUGGAUCCCAGAGAUGUUGAAAGCCAUAUUCGCGGAACUGGUGCCGGUCACAGAGAGCGGUGUCCAACCAUCAUUUGCCACUCUGUACCACCUGGCAUUGACGUGUCGAGCUUUCCGAGAGCUAGCACUGGACGCCCUGUGGGCGCAUAUUCAAACACCAGAUAUGCUUGUCAUGUGGCUGCCUCAGGAUGCUCGUUCUCAACCCGUAACACUCACCGCGAGGGGUCGCACUAUGUUAGAUAUCUCUGGACACAGUCUGCGGCUUCUCCGACCCUUGGUCGACGACGAUUGGGCUGCUUUUCAAAAGUAUGCGUGUCGCGUGCGCUCACUCACUUUUGAAAAAUAUGAUGACUGUAAAACUCGUAAGCUGCACGAUAGCGCUGCGCUUGCUCUCCUGGGCUCUCCUGCUUUACCAUUCUCCCCGUUUCCUCGGCUUCGCGAGCUGUACUGGAAUGACCAGCGCGAUGUGCUUCUGCCUUGCCUCCAGCGCUGCAUUUCCAACUCUCUCACUCGACUGGUCAUUCAUUCGGAGCUUUGGCCAUCAGCAAUGGUCGAUCUCGUCGCAGGCCUGGGAAGGGCUUGUCCCAUGAUCAAAGAAUUUCGUUGUUCGAUGCCGCCCGCCAGUGCAUGUGCCAUGCUUUCUGAUAUCGUCACCUGUUGGGAUGAUUUGGAGAUCUUAGAGAUGGGAGCAGUGAAUGCGCAGGCAUUGCAGCAUCUUGCGUCCCUGAAGAAGCUGAGAGAGCUGGAGAUGCUCGUGCCAGAAGGUCACAGCCUGGACGUGGACCCGACAUCGACGUUCAGCGUCAUGUUUUCGUUGGACGAGUUCAGUAUAACUGCUGCGAGGAUCGAACUACUGGUCGCUUUUUUGGCACCCUUGAAAAUUUCUGCGAAGAGCGCGAAUCUGCGAAUCAACACAGCUUCGAAUGCGGGUGGUCUCGACCAACUACUUUCCUCCCUUACUGAGUAUUUCCAACCCAAUGUUUUAAAAUCAUUGUGUGUUUGGGUGAAUCGCCCCACUGAUUUCGACAAUCACUCCCUUUUCGAACUGAGUGCUUCCGCCUUUCGAAAUAUCCGGACUUUUAAAGGACUCACCAAUCUCGAUCUCGGUUCAAUGCAUGUCUCUAUCACCGACGACGAAGCUCUAGACCUUGUUGCCGCUUGGCCGCAAAUGGAAUGUCUUUACCUUGACUCAGCCUGGGACUGGGGAGUUUCUUUCUUGGGUGUGACAUUUGGUGGGCUUGCGGGUAUCCUCGAGCGCUGUCCAAAUUUGCGCUCCCUAGGGGUCAACCUAGACACCUUUCCCCCCUACGACUCACUUGUCCACGUCGAUAACCAAUAUACUGGCAUCACCAGGGAGGAAUUCACUGACCUCAGUGUUGGGCAUGCGGCAUGCGAAGAUGUUGAGGCCAUUGGCAACCUGCUAGCUGGGAUGUUUCCCAACUUGACCCAGAUCUAUCAUACCCCCAGCCAACGGCCUGGCUCUGUCCUGGAUUCCAUGAUCAACUCUGUUGACCCGAGCGAGCCUGCUUCACCAGGCAGCUCUCAGGCCCACAUCCCGAGCCAGCCUGAGAUGGUCGGCAAACAAUCCUCACAAUCCUCACCUCGCAGAUUUCGGGAAGUUAUCAACGAGUUCGCCGCUUCCCUAACACUGAGUCUAGUGCUCGAGAAUAAGGGUAAUGUUGCUCGUGAUCAUCUUGCAUCAGAGCGAACCUAUCUUGCCUACGUUCGCACCAGUCUCGCAUGUGCAAGUGCUGGAGUAGCCCUUGUACAGCUGUUCACGCUUUCCAAUUCUACAGAUGCAAAUACCCAUGGUCAAGGAGAUAUUGUUCCACAGCGUUUUGCUCGGCCACUUGGCGCCACAGUGGUGCUUUUGGUCGUAGGCCUCGUACGCUACUUCAUGACCCAGGCGGCCCUCGUACGAGGUUUCUUCCCGGUGGCACGCAAUUCCAUUGCUGCCCUGGCAUUUGCCCUUGGGGCCGUUGUUGGCAUCGUUUUUGGGGUAUUAGUUGCUGAAACUCGGAGCUAA
Suillus discolor is the source of this 2040-nucleotide messenger RNA. RefSeq lists its product as uncharacterized. NCBI's taxonomy places the organism in Eukaryota, Fungi, Basidiomycota, Agaricomycetes, Boletales, Suillaceae. Bases 1 to 2040 code for a protein of 679 amino acids. The transcript has 5 exons. The record is from RefSeq and is a predicted model, not a curated record.